GUUUGAUGCAGGUUAAAGGAAAAACUACAUGACAACAGAAUGUUGGAAGGCAAAGUAGUGUUUUGCAGCUUUAGCACAGAGAAGGGAAGAUCCCUAACUUGUCACUGAUGCAUAGUGAUGAUGCUUCAUUCUUUUCUUAUAGAAGCACCCUCAGUUCCAUAUUCAACCAUUCUGCAGAUUCCUCAGUGUUUCUCUUGCUAUUUAAGUAUCAUUUGCACGAAUUUCUUUCCACCUGAAAAUGGGUUUAAUAAUAUUCCCUCUCUCUGCCAAACUGUGCUGCAGAAAAUUAAUUUUAAGCUCCCAUCCAUGUAUACCUCAACCAAGUCAUUUCCAUGGCCUUCACAUUCAUAGUGAUCCUCUCACACCAUCCCAUAACUCGAUUACCAGUUGUCGUCGACCCGGAUUUUCGUAUAAAUCAUGGAUUUUCAGGAGGAAGAAGGACCUGCUGGUAAAGCCAUUAGCCGCUAACAAUUCAUCGUCGUUGGGAAAGGAGGAGGAUCACCAGGCUCUUGAAGCCGUCCUCAAGCUUUAUGCGGCAAUAAAGAACAAAAAUCUCCGGGAAUUGUCAGAUAUUCUUGGAGACGAAUGCGGAUGCAUCUGCAAUUUCUUCCCGUUUUGCCGGGGGUUCCAGGGCAAGAAGCAAGUUCUGGCAUUUUUCUCCUAUCUUAUCAAGACCUUGGGGAAUAACAUCGAGUUCGUGGUGCAAUCGAGCACCCAUGACGGAAUGAGCGUCGGCAUCACGUGGAAGCUAGAAUGGAACAAGAAAACUAUGCCUCUAGGAAAAGGUUUCAGCUUCCACAUAUGCCAGAUAUACCAAGGAAGGGUGGUAAUAAGGAAUGUAGAGAUGUUCAUGGAAUCAUUUUCUCACAUGGAACUCUUCAGAUUGAGGAUGCUGGGAUUUCUGAUGAGCAUGUCAGAGAAGAUGAGUUCCUACAUAUCUCCCAAGAGGGAAUCAAAGAGGGCAGGGUUCAUUGUUUUGCUUGCUCUGCUUUCUUUAGCGGCAAUUUUUGUAUUACUUCUGAAGCUCAUAUUUCAGUAGGCAAUGCAAAAAUAAGAGAGAUUCUCAAUUUUCUCUCUCUUUCUUUUUCGUUCUCCUUUCCCAUUGUAUCAGAAGGAACUAAAAUCUCAAUUUUUUUAGGGGCACAAGGGACAAUAAUGAA
Molecule: messenger RNA, 1160 nt
Organism: Syzygium oleosum
Lineage: Eukaryota; Viridiplantae; Streptophyta; Magnoliopsida; Myrtales; Myrtaceae
Exons: 5
Coding region: 239-1039 (266 amino acids)
Source: RefSeq, a predicted model, not a curated record